Messenger RNA from Vigna radiata var. radiata (mung bean), 540 nucleotides. RefSeq names its product phosphoglucomutase, cytoplasmic-like. The record is from RefSeq and is a predicted model, not a curated record. Gene Ontology annotation, molecular function: phosphoglucomutase activity. Gene Ontology annotation, cellular component: cytosol. The transcript has 6 exons. NCBI's taxonomy places the organism in Eukaryota, Viridiplantae, Streptophyta, Magnoliopsida, Fabales, Fabaceae. Bases 1 to 540 code for a protein of 179 amino acids. Gene Ontology annotation, biological process: carbohydrate metabolic process.
AUGGCUCUCGUGUACUUGCCUGAUGAGGCUCUUCCAGAGAGUGGUGGGAAGUGGUGUAGUUGCCUAGUGAGGCUCACUAAGAGAGUGGUGGAAAGUGACAUUGUGUACUUGCCUGAUGAAGCUUUCUGGAGAGAGAUUAAGGAAAAACAGCUUCAAUGGAAAUUACCUUUACGGGUUAUCUUUUUUGAGUCUUUGCUGCGUUUCUUCAAUGGAAAUUUGUCAAUUUUUGAUUUUGAAUCUAUCAAGAAACUGNUGUCCUCUCCNAAGUUCACUUUCUGUUAUGAUGCACUUCAUGGGGUUGUUGGAGCAUAUGUAAAGAGUAUUUUUGUGGAUGAACUUGGAGCACAAAAAAGCUCUUUACUGAACUGUACACCUAAUGAAGACUUUGGAGGAGGACACCCAGACCCCAAUUUGACUUAUGCGAAAGAGUUGGUUGCUCGAUUGGGAUUGGGCAAAUCAGAACCACAAGAUGAGCCCCCAGNGUUUNGUGCUGCUGCUGAUGGUGAUGCAGAUCGCAACAUGAUACUUGGUAAAAGGUAG